AUGGGUGAUCACAUUGUGGAGUAUGGUAAGAUUUUUGAUUAUAAAGAUGAGAUUUUGAGGAGUAAUCCUAGUAGCACUUGUGUUGUGAAGGUUGGAGAAGAAGAUGUAAUUGGACAGAAAAUCUUUCAAGAACUAGUUAUAAUAUCAGUACUAAUAUGUGGAAAAUCAAGAGCCAUCACAAACAAUGACAGUGGUAGAGGAAGAUGUAGAGGAAGAGGUGUUUCAAGUCCUGCAGAUGUUACAACUCAAUCUGCAGUUGCUGUUACACAUACAGAGCAUAUAAAUGAUAGAGGUCGAGGAAUAGGUAGAAGAAGAGGAAUAUGUCAAGAAAGAAAUGUGAAUGAAAGCAUAGAUAGAGGAAGAGGAAUGCCUCAACAUAGCCAAAAUAGUUCUAAAGCAACAGGUAGUGGAAGAGGUAUUAAAAGGGGGAAAAGACUAGUAGAACAUGAGGACAUCAGUGGAGGACAAACAAGAUCUUUUAAAAGGCCAAGAAUGGUAGGGAUUGGAAUAUAUCAAGCUGAAGAUGGCUUUACAACUUUUAAUCCUGAUUUGUCAAGUAAAAGAGUAAUCAAUACUAGUACAAGAGUGACAAAGAGAGCUGAUGUUGUUACUGGUGAUAUUGGCUAUACACCAAGACGUGAAUUCAAAUGGAAAGGUAAGACAACUAUUAUCAGUAGCAAUCUAGAAAGAAUGAGGGCUGAAAAAGUUAUCCAAAUCAGGUGUGCAACUGCUACUACUAAUCAAAGCCAAACCAGUUCAACUAGGAAGACCCAUGUGCCAUGA
Molecule: messenger RNA, 783 nt
Organism: Solanum dulcamara
Lineage: Eukaryota; Viridiplantae; Streptophyta; Magnoliopsida; Solanales; Solanaceae
Exons: 5
Coding region: 1-783 (260 amino acids)
Source: RefSeq, a predicted model, not a curated record